CGCUCUCCCCGCAUCUCCAUUCCCAUCUCUCCAUCUCGAAAUCCAAGUCGAUCCAUCCAUCCCAUCGCCAUGUCCGCCUCCUUCGACUCCUUCGGCAUCGACGGCGACGAGGUGGUGCACGCCGCCGCCGCCGCCGCCCCGACGGGCCACCCCCAGUUCGAGGACCACCACGACGGCGGCGGCGGCGCCGCCUUCUCCUCCGGCUACGGCGGCUACUCCGGCUUCCCCCCCGGCCCCGACGGCGAGGUCGCCGUCGACCGAUCGCCGGAGAUCUUCGGGUUCGAGGAACCGGGCCCCGGGUACUCCCCGCCCUCGCCCUACGACUCGGUCCACGUGGAGAACGGGAACGGGAACGGGAACGGGAACGGGAGCGUCUUCGAGGGCGGCGACGACGACGACGGGGUCUUCGCGGCGGACGGGCCGAUCCUGCCCCCGCCGAGCGAGAUGCAGGAGGAAGGGUUCGCCCUGCGCGAGUGGCGGCGCCAAAAUGCACUUUUGCUUGAGGAGAAGGAGCAGCGGGAGAAGGAUAUGAGGGUCCAGAUCAUCCUAGACGCUGAGGAUUAUAUAAGAGAAUUUUAUGAGAAAAGAAAGCUGAAUGUUGAAAGCAACAAGACCAACAACAGGGAGAGGGAGAAGUUAUUCCUAGCUAGUCAGGAGAAAUUCCAUAAAGAGGCAGAUAAGCAGUAUUGGAAGGCCAUAGGAGAGCUGAUCCCUCACGAGGUUCCAAACAUUGAAAAGAGGCGAGGGAAGAAGGACCCGGAGAAAAAGCCAGGGAUCACCGUCGUCCAGGGUCCGAAGCCUGGAAAGCCGACUGACCUCUCUAGGAUGCGUCAAAUACUCGUAAAACUGAAGCACAAUCCACCGCCUCACAUGAUCCCACCUCCACCACCUCCCAAGGACGCAAAAGAUGGGAAGAAUGCAAAAGACGGGAAGGACAAGGAGAAGGAGAAAGAGAAAGAGAAGGAUGGUGCACCAACUGCGAAUGGGGCUCCUGGGGCGGCUGCAGCAGCACCUCCUGCUAAAGAUGGUGUUAAUGGCUCGUCUAGCCCGCCGAAAGAAGCUGCUCCCGCCGAGGAGCAACUCGAGCAAGCGAAUGCUUGAGCGUGCUUUCACCCUCGCUUCUCUGAAGCCAUGAAGUGCAUUAUGAUUGCUCUCGUUCGUCAUGAUAUCUUUUGAUCGACUUAUUUUUGUCUAUUGAAUAUUUUUUCUUGAAUGUUGUGAUUCAUUUUUCUCGAGUCUCAGGUAUUCUUACUGCUUGGUGCUUUCGUCGUCACGUGUUGCGCAGAUGUAGUAGACAUUCGAACCGGAGAAACCAGGAUAUGCGGGUCUGUAACCCAGGGAUUGAUCGAAUUUUACUCCAUGUAUUGAUAUAUUUGUAGUUUCUCCUCC
Messenger RNA from Syzygium oleosum, 1389 nucleotides. Its product is annotated as clathrin light chain 1-like. The coding region runs from base 70 to 1101 and encodes 343 amino acids. The transcript has 3 exons. Gene Ontology annotation, molecular function: structural molecule activity; clathrin heavy chain binding. Lineage: Eukaryota; Viridiplantae; Streptophyta; Magnoliopsida; Myrtales; Myrtaceae. The record is from RefSeq and is a predicted model, not a curated record. Gene Ontology annotation, biological process: clathrin coat assembly; intracellular protein transport; clathrin-dependent endocytosis. Gene Ontology annotation, cellular component: clathrin coat of trans-Golgi network vesicle; plasma membrane; clathrin coat of coated pit.